AUGCUGAAUCGGUCGGCUUCGGCGGUUUGCUUGCCACGCCAACUCCAGGAUGCACCGCUAGGCCAGCGUACAUACUCUACAGCCUGUCUGUCCGGCACGAUGAGCUACAAAAUAGACACCCAUGGCCACUCUGAUUAUGCUCAAGGCUUAUGCACCUCAGCUCCCGUCGGGCUAUCAGAUGAGGAAACCUGCAGCAGUAGUGAUUCUGGUUCUUCCCCAGCUCCCCGUCUUCAGCGUUCACUUAGCUCAAUGGGUAGCCGAAAGGUCUCGACAGAAGCCUUUGAAGAUGCCAUUGAGUCUGUGGACUUCAAUUUGAGUCCUCGCACGCAGUUCGAGGCACACUAUUCUGCAUUUUCCUACAACCUUAGAAUGCCUCGACCUGUAGCCUCUCGAAAUGAGGCAAGAUCUUCCCUAGUCACACGCAAUGCAGGGCCCCCCGUCACAGGAGCUCCUGGCAGCAAUCCUUUCGCCCGCAAGUUCACCUCCUCUACUCCUUUCCUUGAAAAUAGAAACAAGCUAGGGUCAGGGGGAGCUGCCUUUCCAAAGUGCAUGAGCAGCGACAUUUUGCCUUAUCAGCCUGGAGAGGUAGGAGCUGCUCAACAGCUAAAGACAAUUGAAGAAGGGACCUGCGUUCGACGAGGGUCACAUAGAGAGAGGUUCGUACCCAAGGUAACUGAGUCUUGCGGAUUCCGAAGAGCCUCUGCGGAUCACGCAGAAAAAAAACGCUAUGCAGCUGCCCAAUCCAGAGAUCGGAAGAGCAAUGCUUCCAGUGAUUUACAAAACGUCACAGCUGCUGCGUCUAAGGCUCUAUCUCAGGAGACCUGCUCUAUUAGGGCAAAGAACAGCACAAUCAGCCGUUAUGUCUCUUUACCAGCAUUUUCUGCUGCAGACCGUAAGCGGAUCAAUCUCUUUAAGGAAGGGCUGCCUCAAAGUUUGAGCACACAGGAGGCACUACGGCGGAAGGAGGAACGGGUGUUCGACAAGAGCGAAGAGAAGGCAGUGCUGCCGAGGCCCAUAGGAGACGGUCCUGAUUUGAUGGACCCUGUGGACUGGCGUUCACUUCUGAAUGCAGCGGGGCUCGGUGAUAUCGCGGAUGAGGACAUUACUCUGGAGGCUGAAGAGCUGCAGGCCAGGCUUGAUGAAUAUGCACCCAGAUCCCCUGUCAGCUGGUGUACCGCCCUCUUAGGCUGUUUAUGGCAGUGGCGGCUGUAA
Cyclospora cayetanensis is the source of this 1212-nucleotide messenger RNA. RefSeq lists its product as uncharacterized. The transcript has 3 exons. The record is from RefSeq and is a predicted model, not a curated record. Bases 1 to 1212 code for a protein of 403 amino acids. Lineage: Eukaryota; Apicomplexa; Conoidasida; Eucoccidiorida; Eimeriidae.